AUGCUAGAUCAGGCGGAUGAAGAUGCUCUCCACAAGUCGCGUCUGCUGAAUGUCGAGGAAAAGCCUUUCAAAAGAAUUUCCAAGCGCCUUCUAAACCCCGAAUCGAUCGUCAUUACGAAUGCGCCGCUUCCUACGCCCCCGCCCGAGGGAACCGACGAAAAGGCUGCGGCGGCUGCGGAGGCAGAGAAACAGAAAAAGCUGGAGGAAUGGCGUCAAUUUCGUGAAGAUGCAUCGCUAGACUUUGCGGCCUUUGAGGGCAGCAUUGCACGAAUACAGUUCCUGCUCACCAGCAACGAGAAGGAAAGAGAACGAUACGUAGCCGAGAAGGAGCGAAUUCUUUCCACGAUGCAGGCAGUUCGCAAUAGCACUACCGAGCUACGCGUUCAAUUGGAGGAAGCGCAACGAAUUCUAAUACUAAGGAAAAGCUAUGACGAACAGACGGAAAAGAUCACCAGCAACAGACUGCUGAAGCCGCGAGAAGAUCAGCAGGCAAAUCUGCAAAAACUGCAGGCGGAGAUUGCAGAGUUGGAAAACGAGAGCAGAGAUUACGCGAAGACUUGGGCAGAGAGACGAGAACAAUUUGGUCGCAUUGUGGAAGAAGGAAUGCAGCUUCGGCGAUUGAUUCGAGACGAGAAGGAGGAGGUAGAGCGUCGAGAAGGCAUGCAAGAGGAUGAGGAUGAAGACGAUGAGAAAGCUUCCAAGGGGAAAUUGAGCGGUGCCAACACACCUCGGCCAGAAGAGAGCUCAACGCCUUCCCAGCCAGGUCAAGAUGAAGCGAGUCGUUCGCCUCUCGCAGUACCGGCGGACAAAGCCACGCCUGGAGCUACGACACCUCUCCGGCAAGUUACCACUGCCGAAACAGACAAAGAAGACGCGACCAUGGUGGACGAGGGCGAGGUGACGGGUGAUGAGGGCGAACAACAUGACGAUCUUGAGGAAGGCGAAGAGUUACCGGAUGACCGCAACGGCGACAAAAUGGACACUACAUAG
Molecule: messenger RNA, 990 nt
Organism: Aspergillus mulundensis
Lineage: Eukaryota; Fungi; Ascomycota; Eurotiomycetes; Eurotiales; Aspergillaceae
Exons: 2
Coding region: 1-990 (329 amino acids)
Biological process (GO): mRNA processing
Cellular component (GO): THO complex part of transcription export complex
Source: RefSeq, a predicted model, not a curated record